UAGGACCAGUGGCUGGCCCGCAGUCCCAUGUUGCAGAGGCGGGUUUACCACGUUAUGGCGGCUGUGAGGAGGCAGCUCUACGUGCUAGGUGGGAAUGACCUGGACUACAACAAUGACCGCAUCCUGGUCCGGCACAUUGACUCCUACAACAUGGACCUGGACCAAUGGACGCGCUGCUCCUUCAGCCUCCUCACGGGUCAAAAUGAGUCCGGCGUUGCCGUCCAUGAUGAUAGGAUCUAUGUGGUUGGAGGAUACUCCAUUUGGACCAAUGAGCCUCUGGCGUGCAUUCAGGUGCUGGAUCUGAGCACAGAGGGGAAGGAGGAGGUUUUCUAUGGGCCAACACUGCCAUUCGCCUCCAAUGGCAUAGCAACUUGUUUCCUCCCUGCUCCUCACUUCACCUGCCCUAACCUACAGACUCUACAAGUACCCCAUCACAGGAUAGGUGCUGUUUAAAUCACUGAUGAACAAAAUGUCAGAAAACAUGAACACAUAACCAGAGAAUGGAGGAGCCUCAGCUCAACGCCGGACCUUCGGUAUUUGCAAAUGUGACUGACAAAAAUGUACCUGAGCGACGUAAUCAUUCUGGAAGCCACCAUCUCUGUCACACAAGUGUCCAGGGAUUUCUUUGAGACCCAAAUGUAAUAACAUUACUUUCCUGAUCAACAAUAGCCAUGUCAUUCUGCAAGCUUCUAGGACACUCAAAAACAAGCAGCUAUCACAAUAAUACAGCUUAUCUGUUGUAUUUCCCCAAAGACUGAGACACCAUUCAUGAUGUCCAGCGAAGACACAGUGAGCAAGAGAAAAUAACUCCAGAGGGAUUAUAAGUUUCUGAAAAGACAGGAACAAAAUGCCAAUCCUAUUACCAAUUAUGUGACUUGUGGUAAGUAGACAUUACUGAAUUGCUCAAUCGUCUGCAGGAGUUCAAAGAAGCUGUCCUUUUUUAUAGCCCAUUAUAGGGCUGUAGGAGCUUUUCCAGCUAGAAUCACUGCAAACCAUUUCCAUCGAACCUCUGUAAUCACUUUGGUGGCCUGAAAAACAUGUACAGGAUGUUUUUCAAGAUAUAGAGGACAAAGUCUGUUUUCUCAUCGAAUCGCAUGUACUUUGAAAUUACAGAUUGGGUUAGUGUCAAGAGCCUUAGGCUGAAGCUCAUCACUGCAUAAACGACCAUGCCAUUUGUUAUCACUCAAAUAAGAUAGGAUUACUGCAACAGUAUCGACACACUACUGUAUGUGUGUAUGUUAUCGACCUGUGUGAGUGGGAGAUUUUUAUUAUGCUCAGGACCGAAGACUGUUUAUGUUCAAAUGAAUGUCUGGUCAUUGUCAUCAUUCAGAGAAUAUAUGUGUAUAUGAUAUUCUAAUAACACUCCAUUAUGCUGCUUUUCAAUACUAAGCCGUUUUACUUUGACCAAAAGAGAAAAUCGAUCCCCGCACUUCCCUCAUCUGUCCAAAACAUGUGUCUGAAAGAAUACAUGGAAAACUUUCAGAAUAAAGAAGCUACAUAAAUAAACAACACUGCAAUGUGUUCUAUAAGGGCUGUUAAUAGCUAUGAUGGGAAGAAAGGGAAUUAUUUAGCAGCAAUAGAUAACCGAACACUAAUUUAAAGCACUGCCUCUACUGCUAUUCUUUUGCUUCUCCAACCACCUCUGAUACCGUUGGAGAAAAGGAAUGCAGUGCAGCAGAAUAACGCUGCUCAGAUGAAGGGAUGCAUUGCAGUUUGAUGAGGCUGGAAAAUGACUAGCAAUGACAGAAAAUGGGACGUGGUGAUUGUGGGAGACAGGAGUGAGACUUCAUGUGAUUAGGUGCAAACUACAGCCGGUUUGCAGCAGAUUGCUGCGACUUGGAAAGGCACGCAUGAGAGAGAAUUGGAGCAAACUACUCCUCUCCUUUACUCACUUUUCUUUUUGCUACUGAACUCUUUGGGCUCGCCCACGACUGUCAUCAAAUCUGUAAUUUAGAGCGCCAGCCAAGUAGAGACAGCUCCGGUACCUGAUGGUAUAAGCACAAAUAGUCCACGCUGACUUCAGUGCUCACAUUCCUCAGUUUUCCCACCAUGAUACUGAAAUGAAAAUGUGGCGAGACCGGUGAGAGCACAUUCAUAUUUAUUGUCACAUUUUAUUUUACAAUUACAUUAAAACUACAUCUGUCUAAAUGCA
This is a messenger RNA of Micropterus dolomieu (smallmouth bass), 2152 nucleotides long. It is a transcript of the gene klhl32, whose product is annotated as kelch-like family member 32. The annotation marks the transcript as partial. Gene Ontology annotation, molecular function: protein binding. The record is from RefSeq and is a predicted model, not a curated record. The transcript has 3 exons. NCBI's taxonomy places the organism in Eukaryota, Metazoa, Chordata, Actinopteri, Centrarchiformes, Centrarchidae.